Molecule: messenger RNA, 747 nt
Organism: Cladophialophora psammophila CBS 110553
Lineage: Eukaryota; Fungi; Ascomycota; Eurotiomycetes; Chaetothyriales; Herpotrichiellaceae
Exons: 2
Coding region: 1-747 (248 amino acids)
Biological process (GO): cytokinin biosynthetic process
Cellular component (GO): cytosol
Molecular function (GO): hydrolase activity, hydrolyzing N-glycosyl compounds
Source: RefSeq, a predicted model, not a curated record
AUGCCGGCCGCCCAGGAAAACGGUGGGGCGGAACCCGUCGUCUGCGUCUUUUGUGCCUCUUCACCAGGAAAAGACCCCGUCCAUCUCCAAUCAGCGCGACAACUAGGUCGAUCUCUGCAUGAGGCCGGCUAUAAGCUCGUCUACGGCGGCGGGACCAUGGGCAUUAUGGGCGAAUUGGCCAAAACCCUCGUCUCCCUUUCCGGUCCCAAAUCAGUGCACGGCAUCAUUCCUCGAGCAUUAAUCCGCUCAGAACAAGACCCCUCCAUCCGCAGCGAAACAAGUCGGUAUGGAUCAAGAAAGGUGGAGCGGACCAUGUCCUCGGAGGAACUGCGGCGGAUCGAUAGUAUCGAGGACCCAGAUAAACACAUUGUGCCCGAGUCCGAGUUUGGGAGGACCACCAUUGUCCCAGACAUGCACACUCGAAAACGCAUGAUGGCCAAUUCGGUGGAAGCGGGGGGCCCCGGUUCAGGCUUCGUGGCCCUGGCUGGCGGAUAUGGCACCGUGGAAGAGGUCAUGGAGAUGGUCACCUGGAAUCAGUUGGGCAUCCAUCAAAUCCCCAUCAUUCUGGUCAAUAUCAAUGGCUAUUGGAAUGGAUUGUUGGAAUGGGUCAAGACGGCAAUAAGAGAAGGGUUUGUGGGCGAAGGAGCUGCCAAUAUCUUGGUCGAGGUUCAGAGCACAGAUCAGGUCAUUGACGCGUUGCACGGCUAUCAGGUCGCCCCUGGGAGGUAUAAGCUGGACUGGUCAUAG